CCUUGGCCUUGCAGCAUUCGCGCUUUGCUCAGCGUGAUUGAUGUGAUUGAACCGCAUCGGUGUAGUGUGCACAGUACAACUGGGCGUGAAAUCUACACUAGAAAAAAAUAUCCUCGGUUUUGUUCCCGACGCCCUGUUAGUAUCUAUCGGUUGCACAAGAACUCUUCUGACUUCAUUCGGUGGCUUCACCGCAGCUUCCCCAAAAAUGCUCUGCGCGCCGCAAGAGGAAAAGCGUGCCGCGAGCGGCGCCAUCGCAACACCAUCACUUUAGUGUUGCUGUGGUCUUCGCAAGCGGUCGCGCGUCGUCGAACUACUACAUAGUGUCUGAGUUUUGGUCGUGCCAGCUUGUUGGACGAGUAAGCAGAAGUCUGUGACCAUUAACUACAGGGCUUUUAAAUUUUUUUGAGAUGGAUCCCGAGGCGAGGGCGGGUUACUUGGUGAAAGAAAGACAUCUUCUAUUUCCUAUGACAAAUUUCAAAAGUAUCCGCUGAGAGGGGUCCCUCUAAACAAGGAAGAACAUUUUUUAUCUGUCGUUGACCAAAUUAGUAGAAAAAUAUAAAUAAACAGCAGGCCCUCAAUAGAGAAAAAAUUCAAAACUAUCAAAAAAGAGAUCAUGAACGUGACGAGUGCUCUCCUUGGGCCGCUGGAGCAGUUUGGGACGCACGGAUUGCUCAGCAUCCAGCAGUUUUUACGCAAGAAAAAAAAGCGAUCCCAGGCGGAUGCGGAAGGGGAUCACGACAACACAUAGAAAAAUUCGCAAGAACGAUGACAUUUUUGCCGCAGCCGCGUGAAUUUUUGUAAAUGUGACUUUGCUUUCGCAGGGCGGAGAUUGGACGGAAAGCACACAUAGGCAUGAGACGCUUGUUACUCCUGGUCAGGAGGACCAUAAUUCUUGAUUGCAAUAGAAAUUAUUUACAGGCACGACUGUAGGGAAGUGCAAGUGUCUUCGUUCAAGUUGUGGUUUCAUUCCCAUCUGCUCUUGGAACUUCUCGUCCCGCAUACCGCAUUGCCUCCUGCUCCGUGGCGGUGCUGGACAACUCGGGGUCAGCGCUGCUCCUAGUCGGCAGCGCACUUCCGACCAUAGCGGAAACCCUCUUGCCCUACACGUAUGUGGCGCUGCUGAUUUGCGGUUUUUUGUCGCAAUACAACUUCCCGCUGAAGUGAGGAUUAGGAAGUGGAAACAUACAUAAACACUUACUGAAUGUAUGAGAUACAGCGAGACAUUUUACAAUGAAGCUGCACUCCACCUGAAUUUAGUCGUGUUUUUUUUUCUUGCUCCUCGAUGAAGAGGACCGCCUUAACAGUCGAAUUAGCUGCAGCUACAUUGGUGCCUCGUCUCAGCGGCCAGGCUCCCUUGUAUAUUGAUUGUUUCGUUCGCAGGACUACGGUUGGAGAAUUUUUACGCAACGACCGCAAAAAGCACUUUUCCGCGAAGAGCACUAUCGAGCGGCAAACCUAUUCAUUGUUAGGCCC
This is a messenger RNA of Amoebophrya sp. A120, 1473 nucleotides long. The record is from the annotation of a GenBank genome assembly. Lineage: Eukaryota; Dinophyceae; Syndiniales; Amoebophryaceae.